Molecule: messenger RNA, 2006 nt
Organism: Condylura cristata (star-nosed mole)
Lineage: Eukaryota; Metazoa; Chordata; Mammalia; Eulipotyphla; Talpidae
Gene: TBC1D7
Product: TBC1 domain family, member 7
Exons: 9
Coding region: 397-1278 (293 amino acids)
Biological process (GO): activation of GTPase activity; negative regulation of TOR signaling
Molecular function (GO): GTPase activator activity
Source: RefSeq, a predicted model, not a curated record
UCACGUCCGCCACCAGCGGCCUCGGCGGCGGCGCUGGGCUCCAGUGUCCCGGGCAGGGCGCGCUUUGCCGCAAGCCAGGUGUCCCGCCGUCUUCUCCGGCCUCUGCUCCCGCCUUACCGUCGCUGGGCCCCUGCCCUGAGACCCUGGGGCGACCGGCUGCGCCCCAGCCUGCCGCGCGUCGGGCUUUUCUGCUGCGUUCCCCGACCUCUUAGUCUCAACCUAGUGUUGGUUCCACUUCUAGAGGUAUAAUGGGCUGGUGUUCUCAUAAGUAAGGUAGCAGUCAUACUGUAUGAACUUUGUGACAUCUGUUUUAGAAGCUCAGAGGAUUUUUAUAUCUUCUUUUCUAACCACUGUGCUUAGACUCUCUCCCUUCUUACUUUCCUAUAAGAAUGCAACAUGACUGAGGAUUCUCAGAGAAACUUUCGUUCAGUAUAUUAUGAGAAAGUGGGGUUUCGUGGAGUUGAAGAAAAGAAAUCAUUAGAAAUCCUCCUAAAAGAUGACCCUCUGGAUAUUGAGAAACUCUGUACUUUUAGUCAGAGGUUCCCUCUCCCGUCCAUGUACCGUGCAUUGAUAUGGAAGGUGCUUCUAGGGAUCCUACCUCCACAUCAUGAGUCCCAUGCCCAGGUGAUGCUGUACCGUAAGGAGCAGUACACUGAUGUCCUUCAUGCCCUGAAUGUCGUUCGCUUUGUCAAUGAAGCCACACCUCAGGUUGAAGUCUAUCUCCGCAUGUAUCAGCUGGAAUCAGGGAAGCUGCCUCGAAGUCCCUCCUUUCCACUGGAGACAGAAGAUGAAGUAUUUCUUGCUAUUGCUAAAGCCAUGGAAGAGAUGGUAGAAGAUAGUGUGGACUGUUAUUGGAUCAUCCGAUGCUUUGUGAACCAGUUAAAUAACAAAUACCGGGAAACUUUACCUCAGCUGCCAAAGGUGUUUGAACAGUACUUGAAUUUGGAGGAUAGCAGAUUGCUGAGUCAUCUGAAAACCUGUUCUGCAGUGUCCAAGCUUCCCUAUGAACUCUGGUUUAAGAGGUGCUUCUCAGGAUGCUUGCCUGAAUCCAGUUUGCAAAGAGUUUGGGAUAAAGUUGUAAGUGGAUCCUGUAAGAUUCUAGUUUUUGUAGCUGUCGAAAUUUUAUUAACCUUUAAGAUAAAAGUAAUGGCACUGAACAGUGCAGAGAAGAUAACAAAGUUUCUGGAAAAUAUUCCCCAAGACAGCUCAGAUGCGAUUGUGAGCAAGGCUAUUGACUUGUGGCACAAACACUGUGGGACUCCAAUACAUUCCUCCUGAACAUACCUGAUGGUUGUGGUCAGUCAGCAGGCCUUACCUGAAUUUUUUCUUUGUGAACAUAUUCUACUAAACUGAGUAAAAUAGAGUUCUUGCUUUGGUGCUCAAAGUAUAUAUUUUUUAUUGCCAGUAAAAUUAUUGAAUUAAGCUACCUGUUGUUGCUGUGUUCUGGAGCAACAUCUCUUGAUCACACAGAAGUAGUGUUUGAAUGGCAUGUUAAGAGUUGUUUGAAAUCUACUCCCUAUUUUUAAAGCAGUUCUAUCAGGGUAGGUGGGUGCUGUGAUAAGCAGUGCUUCUCUGUAAUUCAUACCAAGCUAGUUACUUCUAAGGUUUAUUUCUGGAAUAAAGAACAACUCCCUUUUGUUGACAACUCAGAUUCAGUGUUUGUUGAUGCAGUGCUUUUUUAAAUCUCUAACCCUGAUGCUUUCUGGGUGCUUCUCCUGCUAAAUAGUUUUAUAUAAAGACCUAAGAUUUUUUUUUCCCUUUUUUUUUGUGCCACUUGAAAUGAAACAGUUAUUGAACAAAAUAUCUAAAGUUUCCUACUAGGAGAAAAAGUACUUGUUGCAUUUUGCUGGACUCAUGUUUUUUUUCUGAUGGGUCAUUAAAUGUUGGGUGGACUUAAGGGGACAUUCUGCCACCCAGGCUAGAAAUGAGAGAAAUGGCAGGUUAGGGAUAGUAUCUGAUGAUCCUCAGGCCAUCCUGUGCCUGUAAUUGUCAUUAUUCAUUGCACA